This is a messenger RNA of Mus caroli (Ryukyu mouse), 1757 nucleotides long. Lineage: Eukaryota; Metazoa; Chordata; Mammalia; Rodentia; Muridae. The record is from RefSeq and is a predicted model, not a curated record.
UACAGCUGCGACGCUGACGAACGCUGAGGCGGUGGCGGUGGCGGUGGCGGCGACGGCAGUGAAAAGGGCUGUGGGGAUUCCUCGGUGCGGUUGUCAGGAGAUAUAACAGACUUUCAACUUAAAGAAAGAAAGAAAGAAAAAAAAAAGCACCAAGAUGGGUGAAAAAAAACCAGAGCCUUUGGACUUUGUAAAAGAUUUCCAGGAAUACCUGACCCAGCAGACGCAUCAUGUGAACAUGAUUUCGGGAUCAGUUAGUGGGGACAAAGAUCUUUUGCUUUUGUUUAUAGCUGGAACAGAUGGCGAUCAAAAUGGCCUUGAUCACCCGUCUGUUGAAGUUUCCCUGGAUGAAAACUCAGGAAUGUUAGUAGACGGGUUUGAAAGGACCUUCGAUGGGAAGCUCAAGUGUCGGUACUGCAACUAUGCCAGCAAAGGAACGGCCAGGCUCAUUGAGCACAUCAGGAUCCACACAGGCGAGAAGCCUCACAGGUGUCACUUAUGUCCAUUUGCAUCUGCUUACGAGCGCCACCUGGAAGCCCAUAUGCGCUCUCACACUGGGGAAAAACCAUACAAAUGUGAAUUGUGCUCCUUCCGCUGCAGUGACCGAAGUAACCUGUCCCACCAUCGAAGGCGCAAACAUAAAAUGGUACCAAUUAAAGGUACUAGGUCUUCCUUAAGCAGCAAGAAAAUGUGGGGGGUUUUACAAAAGAAAACAAGCAAUCUGGGGUAUAGCAGAAGAGCACUAAUCAACCUAAGUCCACCUUCCAUGGUGGUCNAGAAACCAGACUACCUUAAUGAUUUUACACANNAAAUCCCAAAUAUUCAGACUGACUCCUAUGAAGCUAUGGCUAAAACUACACCAACUGGUGGCCUGCCAAGGGACCCCCAAGAACUCAUGGUUGACAACCCUUUGAAUCAGCUCUCUACUUUAGCAGGACAGUUGUCCAGCUUGCCACCAGAAAACCAAAACCCUGCCUCUCCUGAUGUAGAUGCCUGCCCUGAUGAAAAGCCUUUCAUGAUCCAGCAGCCCUCUGCCCAAGCAGUUGUCUCUGCUGUGUCAGCAAGUAUUCCUCAGAGCUCCUCCCCCACAAGUCCGGAACCUCGGCCAUCGCAUAGUCAGAGGAACUACAGUCCGGUGGCAGGGCCCAGCAGUGAGCCAAGUGCCCACACCAGUACUCCCAGCAUAGGAAACAGCCAGCCAAGCACUCCAGCUCCAACCCUGCCGGUGCAGGAUCCUCAGCUUCUACACCACUGCCAGCACUGUGACGUGUACUUUGCAGACAACGUCCUUUACACUGUCCACAUGGGGUGCCAUGGGUAUGACAGCCCCUUUCAGUGUAACGUAUGUGGGUGCAAAUGUAAAGACAAGUACGAUUUUGCCUGUCAUUUUGCAAGAGGGCAACACAACCAGCACUGAACACAAUCAACAUUGUUCUCACUUGGUUUGGCCUUUUGGGAGUUUGUAGUUUGGUUUUUAGUUUGAUCAUCCCUAAUAAGGUAUAUGCUCAUUUAAAAUUUAUACAUUCUAGUCUAUAAAAUAGAAGUUUGAUAGUGAGAAAGGGUUUUGUUAACUUUUCAUAAAAGUCUGGUCAGGGUUAUUUAUGCAUUAGAUAGUUAGAUGCAUUGCUGUCUUUUUUAUUUAGACCUAUGAGAGUUAAAGUACAGUUGUAAUCAGUUUCCUACACUUGUCCAUAAGGACUCCCAGGGUUAUCUGUACUCCUGAUGCUUCAGGAUAUACAUUACAGCUAAUGUUCUUUCUG